GCGCGCACGCGCGCAGGUUCCCUGCCGGCGAACAUGACGGACCUAGUUGCUCUGACUGAACUUCGGCUGAAACGUAAUAGCUUCACUGGCGGGGCGCCCAGCUCGUGGAGCGCGUUCGCGGUCAUUCGAAAAAUCGACCUGUCCUCUAAUACACUGCUGACCGGCCCGCUGCCCGCCUCCUGGUCCGCUCUCAACGACACCCUGACCUUCCUCAACGUGAGCGGCACCGCUCUGUGCGGUGACGCACCAGGACUCCGCAGCGUUCUGGCAACCACUCCGCGCAGCUGCCCUUCCCCAAGCAGCCGGCAGCCGCCUUCGCUGUCGCCGUCGCUUCCUCCAUCAACGACGUCACCUAGCCCCAUCCCGUCACCGCUGUUCGUGUUGGGCUACCCUCCGUUGCCUGCCGGUUUGGCAUUCCCUCCGCCUCCGCCUCCACCGCCCCCUCCCUCGCUGCCCCCGCCACCGCCUCCUGCCACACCACCGUCUCCGGCGCCGCCCGUCCCCCCAUCUGCUCUGUCGCCAUCUCCGUCUCCCCUGGUCCCGCCGCCGUCGCCAGCUCCCUCACCCUCUGCAUCAUCUCCUCCUCCACCCAGCCCCAACCCAGCUCCCUUGCCGCCUCUUCCUUCGCCUCCCAACCCCUUGCCGCCCGGCCCCUCACCUCCCGAUCCGUUACCUCCCAGCCCCUUGCCGCCCUCUCCCGUCACGUCCACCCAGCGCCCGCCCAGCCCGCCCAACCCACCCAGCCCGCCCGGCAUCUUUCUCAACGGCUGGGAGAUCGUGUUCACGCCGAUCUUUUGCGACGGCCAUGCGUCUGACAAGUCAUUCACCGCUCUGAGCUCGGACCUGCUCGACCAGUACGGCCGGGUCACGGCCAUCACGUACGUGUACGACAGCAAGGCUGGCGGCAUCGUGAUGGCUGUCAAACUGGUGUUUGGCACCGGACCCAGCACACACGUGGAGACCGUGGCGGGCAGCCUUUACGAUCCCGGAAGCCCCACGCUCUCGGAGACCACGGCCAGCUUGGUGUCUGCUAGCGGUUCCGCACUAGACAGCGUCUCUGUGUGCUGCAGUGACACGGGUGCGGUGGCUCAGCUCACCGCCACCUUCACGGAUGGCAGCACCUCAAGCACGGGACCGUGUCCCAGCACGGGCGGCGCCGCCGCAGCGCGUCACCGUCACCGUCGCCGCACGCUUCUGCAGGGUGGUGCUGGUGGCGGCGGCAGUGCGGGCGUGCCAGGCGGCAUGGUGGUGGGCGGCCUGCGAGGCGGCGCAGGCGCAGGUUUUGGCAGCAUGGGCUUCGCGCUUGCGGUCAGGAGAGGUUUCCCACCGCCGCCGGGCACCCCGCCACCGGGCCUGCGCCUCCCUCCGCCACCGGUUCCGCCGCCGUCGCCUGCGGCACCCCCUGCGCCCAGCCGCCCCACCAUCCCUCCCCGCCCGCCUUCGCCACCGCCUCCACCGCCCUUCCCGCCCUCGCCUCCACCUCCGGACCUGGCCAUCCCCUUGCCUCCGCCCAUCCCGCCGUCUCCUCCUUCACCCACGCGUGCAGCGGUUGCCGCCGCGUUCACGUUCUACGUCAAAGUCGACUAUCCACAGGUUACGGCAAACGUGCCACCCACACUGCCCAACCGUGUUCCGGCGGCCACGCUGGCCCUGACCGGGCCUGCACUGCCUGUAGUGCGCAGCCCAACGGAUGAUCCAGUUGUGGCGACGUCGCGCUAUGGGCACGGUCGCAUUGCUGUGUUUGGUGGUGAGAAACUGAUCACGGGCUGCUGCAAGCCCAAGGCCAAGCCCGGACGCCCCACCUCCGACCCCGGCACGGACCAGCUCAUUGUCAACAUCGCUACGUGGGCGGCCUGGUACGGCACAAAGGUGGGCAAGGCCCUAAUUCGUGUGGCUGACAUCAAGUUCCUGCCCAUGGCCAAGUACGUGGUGGCGCAGCGGCCGGACUCAUUCCAGACCGCCAAGUCUGCCAAAAUGAAUUUCGUUCUGCCGCUCGCCACCUUCCUCAAGGGCGGACACCAGAAAUGCGACGUGUACGUCAUUGGGUCCGACGACGCGCGUUACCUGCAGACCAAGGUGUCGGGCUUCCUCCGUGAUUUCGUGUUCAAGGGCAAGGGCAUCAUCGUGGUUGGCCCCGAUGUCAUGCCCACCACCUUCUACCCGGGAACCGGCACCGCCAGCCGCCGUCGCAGCCUCUUUGAGAGUCUUGAGUUGCCGCUGGGGCGCGAGGCGGCGUCUGGAACCCAGCUUUGGAAUGCCGAAGACGAGCCGCUGGUCCAGGAGGAGCGCAGCGGGAUGGAUGCGAGGGUCGUGGUGAACAGCGGCGGUCGCACGCUGCUGCAGGCCACCGCCGCUGGGGUGGCCAGCGCCGCGGCUGCCCGCAUCGGCGCGCCCCAGUUUAACUCAAGCAUCAUCCUUGCCAACCUGGUUUCAGGUCCCAUGGGCCUUCUUAUGACCGGGUACGUGUCCGACCCCGGCGGCAACCUGACUGUGACCAGCCCCAGCGAGCUGCAGAACGCCGAGCUGGCGGCCAGCCAGUAUGUGGAGUACCUGCAGGGCCAGAUCCGCCUGUCAGUUGCUGACCUCAAGACCAUGCUGAACACAAUCACACGCGCCCGUGCCAGUGUGCCCCGUUCCGGCGCCGCUAGCUCGCCCCGCUUCUGGGACCUUGUGGACGCAAGCGACAAGCUCGCAACUUCAGCACCCGCGCUGCCUCCCCUGUUCGAUGACCCACCGCCGCCGCCCGUCUUCCGUGCGCCGCCGCCACCUAAGCCGCCGCUGCCUCCCUCGCCUGCCUUCCUGCCGCCUCUUACGUCCUACGUGGGUUGCUUUUUCGAUAAUGCUCAGGCCCGCGCUCUGGCCAUCAAACUGCUUGUGGGCCAGCCUACCAGUGUGACGCGCUGCCUGGAUGCCAUUCCGCCUGAGGCCCUGACCAACCGCACCGCCGCCAUCACGUUCCUGGCCAUGCAGCGCACCGCCUGCUUUGGCGCGUCCCAGCUUUCAGCUGCCUUCGUGGCGGCGCAGCUACCCGACGGCACAUGUUCGCAGCCCUGCCCUCUGGUGGCGCAGCAGUUCUGUGGCGGCUCCGCCAGUGGCACCCGCGUCGCCGUGAGCGUCUAUCGCAUCUUGUCACCGGCACCACCAGCCGGCCGGCCUCCUCGGCCGUCUCCACCGCUGCCCUCUCCGGCACCUGCUAACCGACCUCAACCGCUUGCCGCGGCGCCGGCUGCGAAGCCGGGUACGGCUCCCCCUCCCGCGGCGCGGGGAUGAAUGGAGUUGUUAAUGCACUUAUGAGAUUCUACAACGUCGCAGGAGUUUGUUCGCUUUACUUUACUACUGCAUGUUGCAGGUGUGCUGUGAGAUGUUGAUUGUCUGGGCGUGGCGUGUAAUUGGAUGGGAGCAAUUGCCAGUGAAUCUGGCGGUAUGGGAUCGCUUGGAAGUGUCAUCAAGAGUGUCAUGAAAUGUCGGGCACCAUUGUUUUGCGUCGUGUUACCGACGGCACGUCGGUGGGUCGGGAUUGGGAUGACGACUACGUGUGUCUGUGUUUCUCUUUUCGUCCGCCGCUUCAUGCGGCGUUCUCCCGAUGCGCCGUGGAUUGCAAUUGAUCGCGCGUCUGUUGUCGGUACAGACGUGGACUAAUGCUCGAUUGCGCAACCUACCCAUGCCCCAUUAGGGCUUACAGUAUGCUAGUACUUUCUCGCUUGUCGUAAAUCGACGCGCGGCAUGACUUGGUAACUAGGAUGCAGGCAGUAGAACCAACUUCAGGUAUCCAUGCUUCGAAUACACGCGUGCAAUAUGUGACAGUGUGAGCGAGUGUGUGUUAGCAGCAACCGAAGAAUCAUGGCGUGCUUUUUCAUGCGCGCGUGUGCGGACACAACGCUUAGCACAGUCGACCCGCUGCUGCCUGUUGCAGCAUGGGGGCGUGCGUUUAGAAACACACCGAUAUGUGGGUGUCGGCCACGCACGUGCUGCAACUUGCAGUCCAAAUUUUUUCGAAGCGCUUUUAUUACCUGAGCGACAUGUGUGCGCGAGAGCACCCGGUGCUUGGAGUUGUUGUUUUGCUUGUUGGCGGCUAGGAUGAACGACGUCCACCCUCAUCCAUUGUCCGGAUCAGAGCCGGCGUGAUAAAGCUCAGGGGAACACAAUGGGGUGAUAUGAAGCUGCAGUUGAGUUAAGCUGCCCUUGAAUUUCAGUGUAAUGGAGCCAGUUUUGAAGAUGUUAGAUGGUUAGUGUGGCGGCCGGAAUACCUAAUGCGCUGGCGGCGGGCGCGUGGAUGCGAUGGGACAGGGUAAGCGUGUGUGAUGGGACAGUAGGGUAAGGGGCAGGUUGGCGUAGUCCCGAAGUGUGCAGCGUAUUCCCAGACCCCAACAUUCAACAACCAAGUUUUG
Chlamydomonas reinhardtii is the source of this 4388-nucleotide messenger RNA. RefSeq lists its product as uncharacterized. The transcript has 15 exons. The record is from RefSeq and is a predicted model, not a curated record. The coding region runs from base 34 to 3270 and encodes 1078 amino acids. NCBI's taxonomy places the organism in Eukaryota, Viridiplantae, Chlorophyta, Chlorophyceae, Chlamydomonadales, Chlamydomonadaceae.